This is a messenger RNA of Tetrahymena thermophila SB210, 4803 nucleotides long. RefSeq lists its product as hypothetical. The record is from RefSeq and is a predicted model, not a curated record. Lineage: Eukaryota; Ciliophora; Oligohymenophorea; Hymenostomatida; Tetrahymenidae. The transcript is spliced from 5 exons.
AUGACUAGCAAGCAGAAAAACUAGAAUAGCAGAUAAGAGAAUAUUCUUGGAAAGACUGAAUAAUUAGAUAAAGAGCUUUUGAGGCUAUUUGAUUAGAUAAAUGCAACUCUUUCUGGGCAAAUCAAUUAUUUAAAUGAGUAUAAAUAAAUAUUUAAAAAUUAUCGCAAUACAAUUUAGGAAGGAACACUUAAAAACAUAAAUGCUAUAUCAGAUAAAGUUUGUAAAUUAGUUGAAGACACAAUUUAAAAGCAAGUUUAUAGUAAAAUAGAAAAUAAUUGGAGAGUAAAAAUUCAAUAAUAACAUGAGAAAUGUUUUUAAGAAAUAGUAUCAAGUUUGUAAAACACUUUUAGUCAAAUAGAUGAGCUAGCAAAAUAGAAUAACCAUUAUACUUCAUUGAACAUUAUUUCAAUAAGAAGUUUGUAUGAUAAUUAACUCUCUUAAUCCAAGCUUUAAUUAAGAAAUAUAAAUGAAGAUAAUCUUAUAAGAUUAUAAAAUCAAAUAGAUGAUCACUUCAAAAAAUAUGUUUCAUUGUAUUAAAAAGCUGAGCAAAUUUAAGCUUUAGCAGAUUCUGAAAGUGCAAAGUAUAAAAAUGAAGCAUAAUAAAAGAAUAAGCAACAAGAAAAGUAAGGAGAAAACUAAACCUCUUCAACACAGGGUGCAAUUAGUACAAAUGAUGACGAUGAUGAUGUUGGUUUUUCAAAAAAGACUGAAAAAAAAGAAAGUAAAAAUAAUGAUGCUGCCAAUUAAAGCGGGCUCUUAAGUAAAAUAAAAAAUAUAUUCAAGAAAGAGGAUAGCAGGGCUUCUUAAGUUAAUUUGGAAGGAGUUUCUAAUGAUUUUAGAUACUGUCCAAUUAAAAAGCAAUGGAUUUUUGAAGGGCAAGAAGAAAAUAGUGUUCUUGAUGAACCUCCUCCAAUUAUUCCAGUUAAUUAGGGAGCUGCAAACGCUUAGUAGUCUGAUUAAAAUAAUAGUGUCGCUGCUGAUAAUUCUGUAUCUAAUUUAGGAUCUGGCGCACAAACACCCAGCUAGGCAUAUGAUCCAAAAUAAGCUCUUACUAGACCAGUAAAUUAUAGAAAUGCGAGAGAUUUGAAAGCAAAAGCAAAAGAAAAAGAAAAAUAAAAACCUCGUCCAGCAGCUUUUAACUUCAUGUAAUAGUAAAAGGUAGAGGAAAAUAUGAGCAAUUAUGAUAGCACAGCUAAUAAUUUCGAUAGCACUGAAUAAAAUAUUUAAAACAUAGAAUCAAAUAAUUAAUUAUCAAGCGAUGCUAAUCUAGGAUUGCAAUUUAACAAUCAAGAAGUAAGCUAAGUAAAUAUCUCUGAGAUCUUGGAGAGCUUGAAUAGUUAGAUACAGUUUAUUAUCAAAUCCUUACCAGAUUAGAUUGCAAAAGAAACUGAGUUUAUUGAUUUUGAAGAGAUAGAGUCUCGCAUAUAAGAACAGGCUUCUCUUAAUGCUGAAAAAAUCUUUAAAUAACUAAAAGAGGAGAUUUUUAAGCAGAAUAAAUUAAACACAAAGAUUAUACGUAGAAUGCAAAAUUCAUAUGAAGAAUAAAUUAGACAACUAACUCAUGACUAUAUGGAUUUAAUGGACUAAAGUAUUGCUUAAGAAAGACAUCUUAUUGAAGAUGAAACUCUUAAUAGCACUAUUGACAGUAGUGUAAUAGAAUUCUGCAGUAAGCAAUCUGAGAAGAUCAAGCAACUGUAAACUGAGUUGAUGAAAAAGCAAUGCAUGAUGGGUAAAUAAGACAAUAAAAAUAUGGAAGUAAUCAAGAAUAUGGUAGAUAAAAUAAACUAACUCGAGAACAAACUCCUGAAAUACACAGAUAUGGAACUAGAAAAUGAAAAUUUACAGAAAAUUAAUUAAUAGUUGUAAAAAUUAAGCAAACAAAGCUAGGAGUAAGCUGCAAAAGUUUUUGGAAUUAAGCAUUAGAAUAUGCAAUCUAUAUCAACAAUUAAUUAACAGUUAGCAGAGUAGAUUCACAGUAGAUAAUAGCUAAUAGAUACUUUGCAUCAAGAGAUAACACAAAAAAAUAGAGCUAUCCAUGAAUUAUAAGCAAAGAAUACAAAUUUACAGAAUAUUUCUUAUGAAAAAGAAGAAAGGAUAACUGAAUUGCAAAAUAUAUUAGAAGAAAAAGAACUAGAAAUAAACGAUUUAAAUAAGAAGGAAAGUCUUUUAAAUGAAGACAUUAUGAGACUUAAGGAUACUUUAGUGGCAAUACAAGAUGAGCUGAUUGCUAAGAAGCAAGAAAUUUCUCAUCAUAUAAAUGAUUUAACAUAGCUUUAAGAAAAGAAUGAGAACUACGAGCAAAUAGAAUAAAAUAUGAAUGAAGAGUUGGUUAAUCUAUAAUUAGAGUACAACAACUAUAGGGAAGAAGUGGAAGAAAAAAUAGAAAAAUUAACUUUGGAAAUAAAAGAAAUCAAUUUACAAAAGGACGAACUUUAAGAAUAGCUGGAUUAGAUUUAGACCUAGAAAUAAUCUUUGAGCGAAGAAAGAGAUGUUUUAAUUUAAGAAAAAGAAGAUCUUAUUCAAAAUAAUUAAACUUUAAUCUAAGAAAAGGAAAAUUUAUAAGUGGAAAUAGAAAGCUUACAAACUAGCAUGGAAUAAUAGAAAGAUGCUUUUGAUAAAGAGAUAGAUGCUUUUGAAGAGAUCGUUUUAUAAAUAAUAGAGAAAGGAAGUUCUGGUGAUUAAGAUCAUCACGCUAGCUUACAACAACCAAAAUUAACAUCACUUAUAGAGAUUUUAAACAAAAAAAUGGUUGAAGUAUAAAGUUAAAAGGAGCAUUUAGAAUAAGAAAUGAAGUAUUUAAAUUAAGAUAUAGAAAAUGAAAAAAUGACUGUUGAGCAGCUUUAUUAAGAAUGCGAUAACUUGGCUGAAGAGAAAAAUAUCAUGGCUUAAAAUUAUGAUAAUGCCUUAGCUGAAAAGAAGCAAGUUUGUGAACUUUUGGAAGAAAAAACUUAAUAAUUAAGAGAACUUUAGGAGAAAGAAUAAAAUAAAGAAAAUGACUUUUAACAUUUUGAAAACCAAAUUAAAGAAAAAGAGGCUUAAAUCUUAGAAUUAGAGAAUAAAUUAUAAGAAAUAAAUAAAACAACAGAAGAGGUGAACUCAGAACUUAAAGAAAAAAUAGAUGUUUUACAUGAAAAAGAAGAGACUAUCAAGAUAUUAAAAGAGAGCUUAGAUAAUUAUAAUAUAAAAUAUAACACUAAAGUAAGUGAAUUGUAAGAAAUUCAUGAUUAUAUUUCGUAAAUGCAAAACGAUAUUAAGCAAAAAGAAGCUUAAAUUGAAGAAAGUAAUUAGUUGAAUCAGUAGCUUUCAAAUCAAUAUCAAGAACUUCAGAUCUAAAACGAGAACUUAAUUUAUCAAAAUUAAAAUAACUUUAAUUAAGUUGACUUGCUAUCUAAAUAAAUACAAGAGUAAAACUAACUGAUCGAAGAUCUUAAUUUAGAAAAAAAUACUCUUUCCACAACACUUUUCUCCAAUUAAGAGCUAAUUAAUUCUUACAAGUUAAAGCUGGAAGAACUUCAAUAAGCAUUUGAGUUUAAUAAUACAACUAUCUCAGAAUAUGAAAAAUAAAUUGCAGAGUUAAAUUCAACUGUUUCUUAGCUCAAUCUCUUGUGCUAAUAAAAAGACAGUGAAUUACAGAACUAUAAGCUAUAUGAAGAGAAAAUUUCUAACCAUCAAUUGAUAGACAAGGAAGAAUAUGAUAGAAAAGAAAAAGAACUUAGAGAAAAAAUAGAAAAUUUAAGUAAAGAAAUUUAUGAGUUGAAUCGUUAAAAUGAUGAGCAGACAAACGAAUUUGCAAAUAAAAUUAUCACUUUAGAAUCAUUGAAUACAGAUUUGAAUGAUCAAAUGGAACAAAUUAGAAGUGAAAAAGAUAAACAAAUACAAUUAGUGAAAGAAAAAUACUAACAACUUGAAAGCGAAUAUCGUGGAUAAAUCGAAGAGUUGUAAAGCCAAUUAAAAUGGGAGAAGUAAAUAAAUGAAGAUUCCGAUCUCCACUCAAAUAAGAAAUUAGAAGAAAAUUAUGAAUUUAAUGAAAACUCAGCAGAAGGAUAAGUUCGUUCAGGUAAUUUAGGAAGCUAAAACAAUUAAGAUUCAAGAUAAGAAUUAGAUAGUUAUAAAGAGAGAGUUAAUAUUUUGGAAGUCUAAAUUAUAAAGUUAAAGAAUGAUUUGUAGACAAGCUAAAACACAAACACUGUUAUUGAAAGACAAAUCAAAGGUCUACAUUCUACAAACGAAAACUUCGCUAAAGAAAUAGAUUCAUUGCUAAUAAAACUAGAUAAUGAAUAAAAGAAAUACAUAGCAUUGCAAAAGGAAACUGAAGAAUAAAUCGAAUCCAUCACUGAUGAGAAAAGACACUUAAAGAUGAACUUUGAUGAACUUUUAGAAAAAAUGAAUGAAUCCGAAAACUUUGAGAGAUUAAAUUAGUUGUAAAAAGAAAUAGAUUCUUUAAAGAUUUAAAAUGAGCAAUUGCAAAAGCAACUUUCACUUCCUCAAGUUGGUUCACAAAUUGAGAGAUAGUCUUCUAUAUAAAUUCAAAACUAAGGACAGGUUGUACAAAAAAGUGAAUAAAAUGUUGAUAAACCAGCUAAGAAGAGUGGCAGUGAGGAAAUUCAUGAAAUUAAUCUUGUAAAUGAUAUUCUUAGAUCUCCAAUAAGUUAAAAACCAGAUAAUCAGCCAAGCUCAUAGGUUUCAUCUCAAACCUUAAUUGACAAAGAUUAAAAAAAAGGUGGAUUUUUCAAUACACUUGCAGGCAUUUUCCUGACAGAAAAAGACAGAUAAAUGCUUGGACAAUAACCCUAAAAGCAGUGA